Mycena citricolor is the source of this 864-nucleotide messenger RNA. The record is from the annotation of a GenBank genome assembly. Lineage: Eukaryota; Fungi; Basidiomycota; Agaricomycetes; Agaricales; Mycenaceae.
GCUCACUGUGCUAAUGUGUUGGACAUGGAUAGUUUUUGGGAGAGCAAUAAAAAAAUGACCCUAGCCAUGGAUUAGUCUAGGUUUUCUAUGGCUACAGCCAUAGACAUUAGCCUAAAUCUUAGUGCUAUGGCUCCCAAGCUGGCGUUUGAGGCCCGUCUCGACACUGGCCCUCUGAUCGCCAGCUGCAGCGAACAGAACACGACGAGGCUCGCAUCUUUCAUCCAGCUGACGCAGCAAUUGCUGGGACGUUCGAAUGCCACCUCGGACGUUACCACUGCGAACAAGCUCCUCGACAAUGCCUUUACUCUCGCUGACGGACUACAGAGCAUCGCUGUUUUUCCUACGCUCGCAGCGCAGCCUCUGGCGGAUACGCUCCCUCAGAUGCAAGGAUUGUUGACCCAGGCCCGGGAUGCUGUUAAAAAUGUCACAGCGUCAGAUUUUAAUGAUUCCUUGACGCUUAGCUUGCUGAAAUGUUCCUCCACGGUGCAUGCUGAUUUGCUUGUGCAGGCACAAGGCUUCCUGGGCAAAGCGGUCGCUCAAUCCCAAUCACGCAACUGCACCAACCUGCCUGUCAACGCAACUCCGAACCCGAUCCGUUCGGUCGCCCCCACCUUUACUGUGACCGUGAAAGCGGCGACGACGGUCGGAGCCCAAUCAGCGUCGGCUACAAGUGUUGUCCCCGUCCCAACAGUAGCGGGACUUUACGGGCAGGGACCCUCGGAAAAGGACAAUGCAGCUGGAUCAGCUCCGAACGGAAACGCGGCGGCCGCCGUAGUCAUGCCCGACGCAAAAGCGGGAAGUGCUUCGCGCCUCAACGCGCUAUCGCCUAUGUGCCUCUUGAUUCUGCUGUUCACUGUUCUUCUG